AUGGAUCCUUUCUUGUCGGUUAUUAAGGAGGAAUACCCAUCAGGUGGAUCAAGUGCUAGCGAUUCGACCCAAGAAAAGCAACCGAUGCCACAGCCAAUAGAGGGUCUUCAUGAUUCUGGACCCCCACCUUUCUUGACUAAAGUUUAUGACAUGGUGGAUCACCCAGAUUUAGAUCGCAUUUUGUCUUGGAGUAGAGGAGGUCAAAGCUUUGUGGUUUGGGAUCCACAAGCUUUCUCCACUAAUCUCCUUCCAAGAUACUUCAAGCACAAUAAUUUCUCCAGCUUCAUCAGACAGCUCAAUACCUAUGGUUUUAGAAAGAUCGAUCCUGAUAUAUGGGAGUUUGCUAACGAAGCGUUCAUGAGGGGCCAAAGGCAUAUAUUGAAGAACAUUAAAAGACGAAAGGCCCCUUCUCAUACUCCUCCACAACAACAACCUAAUAAUCCUUGUGUCGAGGUUGGAAGAUUCGGAUUAAAUGGAGAAGUUGAACGUUUACAACGCGAUAAACAAGUUCUUAUGAUGGAAUUAGUGAAGCUCAGACAACAACAGCAAAACACCAGAGCCCAUCUUCAAGAAAUGGAGCACAGACUACUAGGAACUGAAAAAAAGCAGCAAAAAAUGAUGAGUUUCUUGGCAAAAGCGUUGCAGAAUCCCGACUUCCUUCAAAAGCUAUCCCGGCAUGGCAAAAAAAACGAACUUGAAGAAGCCAUGAUCAAGAAACGAAGAAGACCAAUCGAUCAAGGGCCUAGUUGUGUUAUAAGUGGAGAAUCAUCCAAAAAAGGUGAAGAGUUUUCGGAUUUUCAAGUGUCUGAGCUUGAAGAACUCGCUUUGGAAAUGCAAGGUAUUGGUAGAGCAAAAAGAACGCAAGUGGAAGAACAUAAAGAGAUUGGAGAAGGGAAUGAUUUUGAAGAGGAAUUCUGGGAAGAGUUAUUUAGUGAACGAUUUGACAUGACUGGAGUUAGGUACACGGGAUCACCACAAGAACCAUUGUGAUGAUGGUCAAGUAUUGAUGGUUAUGGAAUUCAUUGCACUGUGGAUGAUCUUAUAUGGUUUGUUGAUAUCAAUCUGAUUCGAUUGGAAUCAUUUCCUUACCCAGAAGAUAUAAUUUGAAGAUUCCUUGGCUGCAACUUCGGACUCGUCUAAAUCUGUAACUAAUUUUGUUGUCAAAACUUUCGAAGUUUUAGUUUAUGAAUAUGACGAGGAAGACUUUUAACACUUCUACCACAAGGGUGUUGCAAAAUGGUUAUUUGUAAUAAAUAAGCUAUAGGUUAUGGUGUUUAGAUGUGUUUUUGUGGUGAAAUUUUAACAAUAUAAUUUGAUAAGUUGUUUGAAUUUUUGAUAAUGUGAUCGAUUGAGAGGAAAAAUUGGAAUGAAUGAUUCUCCACAACCCUAAAGAGAAAGGGAAAACAAAACAAAGAAUAAAUAUGUC
Messenger RNA from Lactuca saligna, 1426 nucleotides. The record is from the annotation of a GenBank genome assembly. NCBI's taxonomy places the organism in Eukaryota, Viridiplantae, Streptophyta, Magnoliopsida, Asterales, Asteraceae.